CGUCAUUUUUUGACAAGAAAAUUGUUUACAAAAAUCUCAUCACAUUUUUUGUGGUUUUUCCUAGUUUUUCUCACAUUUUUCCAUGCUAAAAUGUGUACACCUACCUUCCAAAUCUACCGGGAGCAACUUACGGAAAUUCUGAGGAAAUCCUUCAAGGAACGCAAAUUUGAGAAGCUCGAGGAGGACUUUAAAAACCUCGGAGAAACUCAUGCGGAUAAAAAAUCAAGCCUGGAUCAGGUUUUCCGAGAUGUAUUACUUCUGGAUCUUGCCAAGGAUAUAAAGGCAGUGGAGGACUAUAUAACUUUUGCAUCCCUCGCCGCUAGAGCUGACAUGGUGUCCGUGACAAUCCCGGUAAUCCUCCUUGGGGAUGUCUUUGAUGCCGUAACGCUGGAUCAGUGUGAGCAGCUCUUCACUUACGUGGAGAACAACGUAUCCGUGUGGAAGGAGGAGGUCUUCUUUGCUCCGUGCAAAAACAAUAUUCUCAGGAUGUGCAAUGAUCUACUGCGGAGACUCUCAAGAUCACAGAAUACAGUCUUCUGUGGGCGCAUCCUUCUCUUCCUGGCAAAAUUCUUUCCAUUUUCCGAACGUUCGGGUCUCAAUAUCGUGUCAGAAUUCAAUUUAGAAAAUCUCACGGAAUACAGCACUGAUGGAAAGAAUGAGAAUUUAGCUGGAGAUUCCGUAGAGACGCAGCUGCAAAUUGAUUACAACCUCUAUUGCAAAUUUUGGGCACUUCAGGACUUUUUCCGGAAUCCCAAUCAGUGCUACAAUAAAGUUCAGUGGAAGACAUUUGUUAGCCACACCUCAACUGUUCUAGCGGCUUUUAAGGGUUUUAAAUUAGAGGAACCACGCCAAGGAGGAAGUCGCGAGAAAUCAGAAGCAAUGGAUGUGGAUGAGAUUAAUGAACAAACUAUGCUGGAUCCGGAAACGGGCGUGCAACAUUUCUUCGCAAAAUUCCUCACAAAUCCCAAACUUCUGGCCUUACAGCUGUCUGAUUCAAACUUCCGACGGUCUGUAUUGGUGCAGUUCCUUAUUCUUUUCCACUACCUCCCGUCGCAGGUGAAAUUUAAAAUGGAUGUGUACACAUUGACAGUAGCACAGGUGGACUGGAUCAAGGAGACGGAGACUUUGGUGUACAAAUUGCUUGAUGAGACUCCUCCGAAUGGACAGAAGUUCUCCAAAAGUGUCCAGCAUAUGCUACAGCGAGAGGAAAUGUGGAAUAAUUGGAAGAAUGAGGGAUGCAAGGAAUUUCAGCGACCAGAUCCACAUCCCAGCGAUACUGGGAAGGCACCAUCUUCCCAGAGGAAGCACAAACGCCUCCUGGGUGACUCGAUAAAGGAAGCCACAAAGCAUGGGAAGUUCUACAUGGGUAAUCCCGAAUUAACGAAGCUGUGGAAUCUCUGCCCUGACAACCUACAGGCAUGCAAGGGAUCCGAUAGGAAUUUCCUCCCGUCCCUAGAGUCCUACCUUGACAAUCCAAAGGACAAGAACGAUCCGUCAUACGAAUGGAGAGCCCUUCGUCUCAUGGCCAGGCAAUCGCCACAUUUCUUCACCCUCUUCAACACACCAUCGUACAAAGUAAGCGAUUACGUGGAGAGUGUGCGGAAGAAGAUUCAGAAAGACCGCACAGAGGCCAAGCAGGAACCCUUGGAGGAAGUCCUGCCGGUUGUGGAGCAAAUGGAGGCGGAUAACUUUGCAGAUGAGCAAGAGCAAAUUGAGGCAGAUUUACUGAAGACGGAACAACUAACGCCCGAAGAUAAGAAUAAUCACAAGCCCAACAUGAUCACGGGGGAGCAACUGCAGGAGCUAGCGCCCAUUAUUGGGAGUGAUUGGAAGAAGUUGGCCAGCAAAUUGGGCUAUCGCUCCGAUGAGAUUCUCUUCUUUGAAACUGAAAAUCCCACUGCCUCAGCUCAAUGCCAUGCAAUGCUGCAAAUUUGGUUUGAUGACGAUAUGGAUGCAAGCUUGGAUAAUCUAGCGUACAUCCUCGAAGGGCUCGGCAUGCUGGAAUCCUGCGAGACGGUGAAAAAAUUCAUUGGAAACAUUGACAGCCUUAAAAAGAGUCUUCGAGAACAGGUGGCAGUAGAGCCAGAAUUAAAAGGAAAAUCAAUGAAGUGCUAAUAAAGUUUUCUAUAGUGUGAAAAUUCUGAAGUCUAAAAAAAUUUUUUUUUAAUUUUGAUUAAUAAUUUUUAAAAUAGUGAAAAAAUAAGGAAAGAAACAUCAAUUUAGAAAGAGAAAAAGUGAAAUAAAAAAUAGAAAUGUGACGAAA
This is a messenger RNA of Lutzomyia longipalpis, 2263 nucleotides long. RefSeq names its product THO complex subunit 1 (gene Hpr1). Gene Ontology annotation, molecular function: protein binding. Gene Ontology annotation, cellular component: THO complex part of transcription export complex. Lineage: Eukaryota; Metazoa; Arthropoda; Insecta; Diptera; Psychodidae. The coding region runs from base 91 to 2115 and encodes 674 amino acids. Gene Ontology annotation, biological process: signal transduction; regulation of DNA-templated transcription elongation; mRNA export from nucleus. The transcript has 4 exons. The record is from RefSeq and is a predicted model, not a curated record.